Messenger RNA from Linum trigynum, 1239 nucleotides. Lineage: Eukaryota; Viridiplantae; Streptophyta; Magnoliopsida; Malpighiales; Linaceae. The record is from the annotation of a GenBank genome assembly.
AGAGCUUUUCGCCCAAAUUAGUGAAUUACCCAUUCCCCACUCUAUCCUUGCUGGUCUUCUUUUUUUUUGGGUAGAAAUCCUUGCUGGUCUUCAAUUUCACGAGCAAAUGAUAGAUUUCGCGAUGAGGGACGAGGAGGAGGCGAUCGCUGCGGCAGUGGUGUCGGAGCUGUCGUUUCCGGUGGUUCUGCUCGACAGGGAUCAAGAGAUCAAUGUCGGCCGGGUGUUGCUCCUCCCUUCCAUGAAUUUCAAGGCCUUCAAAUCGACCAUCAGCAACCGAAUCGGGCUCGCCUUUCACCAAUUCUCCGUCCACGUGGGCGACAGGCAUCGCCGCGGGUUCCGAAUCCCGGUCACGGAGAAGACGAACUUCUCCACAGUCAUGCAGAACAAGGGGUAUUUCUUCCAGGUGCUCCUGAAGCGAUCCAGGCGCGAACGGAGGCGGAGGAGCCCCGUGGCGGUGCGGACAACAGCGGAGAGCCACCGCCGCCGCCGCUUCGAUCUGCCGGGGAACGUGAUGCUACUGAGGCGAGGCACGGACGGGUACGGGUUUCCUCGGGAGCUGGAUUUGGGGCUGUCCGGGUACGAGAGGCGGAUGAAGGAGCUGCAAGUGGAGAAGGAGAGGUACCUGAUGAACAUGGGAUUGCUCUCCCGUCUGGGACUGGAAUCGCUGAGCCUGGACUCGGGGGACAGAUCGCGGAUGAGCGAGGGCCGAGGCGAAGGCGUGGUUUGUGAAGAGUGUUCCAGGGGUGGAGACCCGGAGUUCCACUGGUGUGUGCAUGAUCCGGUUACGGAGGGUUUCAGGUCGCCGGCGGGUCCAAUCUCUCGACCGGCCGGAGGAGCUGGGAUAAGCUGCUGGGUAAGGCGAAGUUAACAUUUUUCCAUUUUUUAGUUGGGUUUUCUUUUCUGAAAAAAUAUGGGAAGAAGACGACCUUGGUAGGCUGGUACAGAGAUGGUGACAUAAUGGUACAUACAGGAGAAGGUAGACCCAGAAAUCUGUUUGCAAAUGGAGAAGGAUGACUAGUUUGUAGGUUAUGAUAAUUUUGAGGUCAAAUGGAGAAGGAUUAUAAAUUGGGGGUAUUUGUUUGGGUAGAUGAGAAGAAGCAGGGGUGUGUGUGAUUACUGAUUAUGGAGCAGUUUGUAAUUUGUAGGGUAACUGUUUUGGUUAUGCGGAUAAGGAUUGUGGUUGGUGUUUGGAGUGAAAGAAUUGGGUUUUCCCAUUUCUAACAAAGUUAUUUUUUGAGC